Molecule: messenger RNA, 1062 nt
Organism: Striga asiatica
Lineage: Eukaryota; Viridiplantae; Streptophyta; Magnoliopsida; Lamiales; Orobanchaceae
Source: the annotation of a GenBank genome assembly
AUGGCAUCCAAAACAAUGGAGAUAACAAUAUCACUAUCAUUUUUUGCCACAAUUCUAAUCUCAACUCUUCCUUUAGCCACUGUGGCGCAGUUCGACAAUUGCACGGAUGAGAUAAAGAGCUUGUCCCCGUGCUUCGAUUACAUUCAAGAACGGGACAAAUUUCUCCCACCCGACUGUUGUGAUAGUCUUGAUGAUGUCGUUGAAUCAAAACCCAAUUGCCUUUGUCAAGUGCUAAGAGGCGAUGAAGGUGUCAAUAGGACCCGAUUUUCGGAACUCCCCAGCGUGAUUUUCAACCAAGAUGUUGAGUCCUCUACUGAUUUAUCUGCUGAUAGCUGCUUCAUUAUUAUUGUGGCGCUUUUGGUGAGAUUCGAUGUGGUCGGAGAGUAUGGUCGGCCAAGCGACGUGAAAAUGACUAAACCUGGUUCGGUUCUUGAGGCGGAGGCCAUCACCAUAGGCGAAGCACUGGAAGCAACGGCACUAUCUGCCGGAGAUAAACCUGUGGAUGUGAGUGAUGCCGCCGCUAUAGCGGCGGCCGAGGUCCGGGCCACCGGGCUGGGCCACGUGGUGCCAGGUGGCGUAGCGGCAGAAGCUCAAUCCGCAGCUGCCUACAAUCUCGGAGUCACCCAAAAGGAAGACAAAGCCAAGCUUGGAGACAUUUUGGCUGAUGCGACUACGAAGCUGACUGAUGACAAGGCGGUGACUAGGGAAGAUGCGGAGGGAGUGAUAUUUGCGGAGGUUCGGAAUAAAGCUGACAUGGCCACACACCCUGGCGGCGUGGCGGCUUCGGUGGCGGCUGCAGCAAGGCUUAAUCAGGAGAAGUGAAGGUGAUUGGCCGGGUUGUGGUAUGAUAGGACUAAGCUACUUUGUGUGUUUGGUGUUUUGUUUGGCAAGACUACUUUUGGAUGUGUAAAUAUGAAACUUGAGACAUGUUUGUUUAGUAGUGUGUGUCAAUAAUGUUAGGGAAGUGUAGUUGUUACUUGUACUAGUAUGUCUGUAUGUGCGUUACUCUUGACUGGUGUAAUAAUAUACUAUGUAUUUCGUAUGGAUCAAUCCAGAGUAAGG